AUGCUAGGAGACAACCCAGGAUUUCAAGAGAUUCGAGAAAUGAUAGUUGGCCAGGACAAGUCAUGGCCACCGCCAGUAUUCACCCACGGUGACCUGAAUCCAUUCAACAUCAUGCUCCGAGGAGAUCGAGUCGUUGGCCUGAUCGACUGGGAAUGUGCCGGAUGGUACCCAUAUUACUGGGAGUAUACCGCGGUAUGGCUCGGUAGUGCGGCGAGGACAAGCUGGCGGGAUGAUGUUGAUUCGUUCCUUGAGCCCUUCCCCGACGAGCUGAAGAUGGAGACUACGCCUCAGAGAUGGUGGGGAGAAUUCUUAGUGAGUGAGCGGUUUCAGAUAGAGAGCAAGCUGAGACAAAUCGAGCUGGAAAUGAGCGUGAUCUCAUAG
Messenger RNA from Fonsecaea monophora, 381 nucleotides. RefSeq lists its product as hypothetical. Lineage: Eukaryota; Fungi; Ascomycota; Eurotiomycetes; Chaetothyriales; Herpotrichiellaceae. The coding region runs from base 1 to 381 and encodes 126 amino acids. The record is from RefSeq and is a predicted model, not a curated record. The transcript has a single exon.